CUCACCACAUCCUGCCCGACUGAAUCUAUUCCGCUGUUGCACACCACUUAGAUAAGGACCGUCUGGAGGGAAAACUUCGUGAGAAUUCAGUAUGUCGGCCAAAAAAACACUGAGGUCCAAUAAAACAGCCAUUCAUAAGACUUUGAGUGGAGACUACAAGCUAAUCCUCAACAAAGUUUAUGAGAAUAAUCUGAUAACUGAACGUGAGUACAACAACCUCAAAAGCAUCAACAAAGAAGAUGUGGAGGGGCAUGUCGUUGAGCUCGUGGAUAAGAUCAUGAAUAAAGGAGAGGACACCUGUCAAGGUUUCCUGAACCUCCUUCAAACUGACGAGGAUAUUGCCACAACUUACCCAGAGCUGAAGAAGAUACGGCAGAAUGACACCUGCCCUUUACCUCAACCUGUCCAAGCAUCUUCAGUUGACAGCAAUGAUUGUCAGUCGCAAGACAACAAGAGGCAAAUGAAAGUGAGUUCUGGUGAAACAGUGACUGAGUCGGAGGAGCAGUACGAGUUGAAUAGCCAGCCUGUCGGCCUCUGUGUGAUUAUAAACAAUGACAAUUUCAUUGAUGGCACAGUGAGAAGUGGAACCAACAAAGAUGCUCAAUGUUUGGCAGAGGUCUUCAGCUGGCUGGGGUUCAGAGUGCUGAUGUGUAAAGACCAAACCCAGGACCAGAUGGAUCGGGCACUGAAGUGCUUCGCUUCACUGAGUGACCACUCUCAGCUGCAGGAGUUCAGUGUUAAGGAGUGGUUUGGUACCGGAUUUGUUGAUCUUCAGCAGGCUCCUAAGCAUGGAGAUGCUUUCAUCUGCUGCAUUCUGAGUCACGGAAAACAGAGAGUCGUCUUAGGGAUUGAUCGGAAGCCCCUGUCCAUUAAACAAAUAACCAAAACCUUCAAGGCAACCGAUCAGUCAGCCCUCACCGGCAAGCCUAAAGUGUUCCUGAUCCAGGCCUGCCAGGGAACUCAGAGUCAGCGUGGAGUGUUAGCAAAAGAUCUGGAGCCUGAUGAUGAUUCUUCUCCAUUCAUUCCAGAAGAAGCUGAUGUUCUGGUUGCUCUCGCCACUGUUGAGGAUCAUGUUUCAUUUAGACACAAAACAGAUGGAAGCUGGUUUGUCCAAUCUGUGUGUCAGCAGCUAAAGGAGCACUGUCCGAGGGGUGAAGAGAUCACCGCCAUCCUCCAACGCGUGAACAAUGAAGUAAGCCAGAAAGAGGCCUCCAAGACACCUGGUGCAGCAAAGCAGAUACCUGAAGUUAGGUUUACCCUGAGGAAGAGUCUUGUGUUGUCACCUCCCAAAGCUUAGUCUCCAGAAAUCAUGCAAAGUAAAUGUUAUCUCUUAAUUAAGAAUGUAUAAGAAUCUCAGGUAUAGGGUUUUCUUAAUUGUUCUCCUUUCUGAAUCUUUUAUUUUUUUUAAUCAUCACAGUGAGUCACCUUUUAUACCGUCACAGACUUGCGUCAGAGAAUUAAGUUCACAGUAUGACGAUCAACAGU
Molecule: messenger RNA, 1485 nt
Organism: Toxotes jaculatrix (banded archerfish)
Lineage: Eukaryota; Metazoa; Chordata; Actinopteri; Toxotidae
Product: caspase-8-like
Exons: 6
Coding region: 92-1297 (401 amino acids)
Biological process (GO): regulation of apoptotic process; proteolysis
Molecular function (GO): cysteine-type endopeptidase activity
Source: RefSeq, a predicted model, not a curated record